AACAGCUCCAGAGGGGAAGUGAAACCUGGAAACUUUCGUUUCUCUCGUCAAACGUUUAGUUUCAACCUGCAGCUCGAGGGUGAAAAGGGGAACCAGGAGGAGGGAGUCUGCCCUCCAGGUGGACUCGGUCUCAUUCUGCAUGAAGCUGCGGCCACCGGCGCGAUGGAGGCAAUAGAGGAGGAGCGAACCGUGGAUGAUUGUGGUGUGGUCGUAGCGCCCCCUAACGGUGGCAUGAACGAACUGCUGGAUGUGGGACAAGAGGACAACAUGCAGGGCCAGAUGGAGGAGUUUCUGGGCCCGCAGGCUCAGUACAACGAGGAGGAAGAGGAGAGGAAAUAUUACAGGAGGAAGAGGCUGGGCGUCAUCAAGAAUGUUGUAGCCAGCAGCUUUGGAGCCAUGAUCGUUUAUGGGGUUUAUAUGGGUUUACUGCAAAUGCAGCUGAUCCUCCAUUAUGACAUGACCUACCGCGAGGUCAAGUACAGCAACCUCGGCCUUGAGGACAUCGACCGGAAGAUGCUGAUGGGCAUCAACGUCACCCCGAUCAUCGGCUUCCUCUACACCCCCGUCCUCAUCAGGUUUCUCGGUACCAAAUGGAUGAUGUUCCUGGCUUCUGGGAUCUACGCACUCUUUGUUUCAACUAACUACUGGGAACGCUACUACACUCUGGUUCCAUCGGCCGUAGCCAUCGGCGUGGCCAUCGUGCCGCUGUGGGCCUCACUGGGGAAUUACAUCACAAGGAUGGCGCAGCAGUAUUAUGAGUACGCCAACUACAGAGAGGAGCACGUCCAGGAGCAGAAGAAGCUCCCAAAAGGAGCGUGCCACAACUACAUCAUCGUCUUCCAGUCGCUUUUCUACGUCAUCUUCAACCUGAGUUUCGUCUUCGCCGAGCUGCCCAUGCGUCUCGUCCUCCACCACCACCUGCACGAGAACAAGCACAUUCUGGCCAACGUGAAAAUAUGUGGAGCAGCGAUCUCCGGGGUCAUCCCCGGCUUCAACACCACCGUGCUGACCAACCUGCCCCGCUCCAUGCUGCUCAUCCAGGUGGAGAGCGUCCUCAUGGGCUUCGCCUUCCUCUCCAUGAUCAUCUUCCUUGUGCUGUGUGGCCCUGCCUACCGCCCAACCGAGGAGAUCGAUCUUCGCAGCAUCGGCUGGGGAAACAUCUUUCAGCUCCCGUUCAAACACCUGAGGGACUACCGCCUGCGACUGCUCUGCCCGUUUUUCAUCUACAGUGGAUUUGAAGUUAUUUUCGCAGUCAGCGGAUUCUCUCUGUCGUACGGCGUCUGCAUCCUGGGCCUGAAGUCCCUCUGGCUCCUGAUAGUUGUCUACGGCCUCUCCUCCUCCGUAUUCUCCCUCCUCUCUCUCUGCCUCCUACGCCUCCCUCGGUGGCUGGCUCUGAUCGGGGGCGCUGUAGUGCACGGGGUGCUGCUGGUGGUCUUGAUGGUGCUGUCUGUGAAACCCAGUUCCCCCGAUCAGCUGGGCCCUCUGCUGGUAAUCACCGCGCUGUGGGGCCUGGGCAGCGCCCUGAACAAGACCGGGAUCAGCACUGUUGUCGGUAUGCUGUACGCUGAGGAGAAGGAACGUCUAGACUUCGUCUACACCAUCUAUCAUUGGUGGCAAGCCAUCGCCAUCUUUAUCGUCUACCUCUGGUCUCGAAUGCCAAUGCGGGCCAAGCUGUCCAUCCUGUUAGCCACGUUGCUGCUAGCCUGUUACUGUUACUGGGUGAUGGAGCGCCGCGUGGCACGAAAAGUUCAGCACAGGAUACCUCGAAUCCCUCGGCCUCGACACAAGGUGAAAGGUUACUGCUAUCUGGAAGAGGACAACUCGGAUGAGUCGGACGAGUCUGAUGACGAGGGGGACCAGGCGGAGGAUGAUGAUCAGGUUGUGGAGGAGAUGGGUGAGGAAGGGGGCCAAGAUCCCGGCGCCGAGGCAGCCGAGUCACCCAGAGCCCGGAGGAGAGGGGUCGAAGGUCAGCAGCACAGAUGGGAGGACGCAGAGUAGAGGGAGGAGAGGGAGAACAGAGGAGAGAGCAGGAAGGCGGUAAACAGAUGGGAGGAAUGCUGGAGAUUAGGAAAGUAAAGAUGAUCUGUUUUCUUUGGUUUGUCCAAUCAAAACAAACAUGAUCUGAAUUUAAUCUGAAGCUAAAAUUAGCUUUUUUUGUUUGUUAUUUUUGGUCCAAAAACAAGAACUGAGAAGCCGACGCAUGCAUGGAUGCACAAGUAGAUGGUUACAUCCAAGUUAAAGAGCAAGUCACCCCCAAAUCAACUUUAUUUUUCUGAUAAACUAUAUAAAUGUGUGUCUAAUCGUGCUGCAGACACGUGUAGUCAAUAGUUUAGCACUUUAGUGCAUUUUAGUUGAAAUGUGAAUUUUCUGCCUAAAACUGUCAGUGUCGUGCCGUUGUCAGGUAAAAACUCUGCACUGCAUUUGAAUUUAAAUCUGCCAUCGCUAUUGGCUAAGAGGUACCCUAGAACGUUAGCUGGUACCAUAUGAUGUCACAAUGUCAUUGUGAGCCUGUGUGUGUAUUUGUUAGCAGCUCUGCCCUCUCGGUCUGCUAGGCAACAGCAUUUGUUGCAUUUUUCAAACAGGAAGUGGGAGUGGAGUAAUACUCUGGUAGGGGGUGACUUGCUCUUUAAGAGUCUCAAUUCACAUUUUUGCAUAAAAAAGUAUUUUUUUUUUUUUACCAUUUAUUUAAUUCAAGUCUCUUUUUUUAGUGUUAUUGAGUUAUUUGUCCCCUGGGUUCGACAUUUGGCCUUUUCCUGCUCGGUGGACAUCAGUUGCUGUUGCUGAGCUGCGUUUCAGCGAUUUUCAGGACUGAGGCUUUAAAUUUUAACCUCAAUUUUCAACUUUAAAAUAGGAUGAAUUGAAAUCUGAGCCUCUGAGGGAAAGUUUAAUUUUGAAGCAUAUUUUCAUGCCAAACAAAAACAAACCUUCACUUAAAAGCUUUCUGAACAAAGUCCAAACGAGCUUUCUGUUGCUGUUUACGUCUCAAGUCCGAUCCUAAAUCCUGCUGCUUUUAUUUGCCUGUUUUUCCAUCUCGUUUACCCAGCCUGCCUGUAAUUGGUCAUGUUGUUUUGCUUCAGCCGAGCUCUCGUCUGCAACAAAAGAGGAGAAACAUGAGAAAUAGAUUUCCCCGUUUGAAUCCCAACACCAGCUUCAAUUCAACAAAGCUUUUUUUCAGCGUUGCUGGAUGUGAAAUGUUGUUUUCCUGCAUCAGUUCUUUCUCCUGCAUUUGAGACGUUUAUCAGAAACGCGUGAAGUACAGAUGAGGAUGCAGAAACUGAAUGUAUGUUUGAACGUGUGAAGGUCAGUCAUUUACAGCUGAUUCAUGACCAGCUCAUGUGGUCAUAAAUCUGGAUUAUUGUUGGACAAACCUGUGGAGGAAGUUACGACCUAGAUUAUAUAUUUUUUGUGGUAAAUAUGAUUAAAUGUUUUUUUAUUUGCUUUUAAAACAUUUUUAUCUUCAUGUACCCCCAUAAUAAAUAAAUUUUCAUUAUUCCCA
Nothobranchius furzeri (turquoise killifish) is the source of this 3496-nucleotide messenger RNA. It is a transcript of the gene unc93b1, whose product is annotated as unc-93 homolog B1, TLR signaling regulator. Gene Ontology annotation, biological process: intracellular protein transport; toll-like receptor 3 signaling pathway; toll-like receptor signaling pathway. NCBI's taxonomy places the organism in Eukaryota, Metazoa, Chordata, Actinopteri, Cyprinodontiformes, Nothobranchiidae. Gene Ontology annotation, molecular function: Toll-like receptor binding. The record is from RefSeq and is a predicted model, not a curated record. Gene Ontology annotation, cellular component: endosome; lysosome.